GCACGGGGAGAGAUCAUUGGAAGCGACCUGCUCACAAGGGAGACGACCGACAAAACCCAAGAAACUCAUCCCCUGAAAAGUCCAUUUCGGAUUUAGUCAUCACUCCUCCAUCAUGUUCCUCCUGCUCUCCAUGUGCCUCUUGGGGCUCCUGGCCCCACGGGGUGACGCCCAGGACCGAGCCACCCUCUGGAGGGGCAACGACCGAAGCGGCCGAUGCCAGUACACCUUCGCCGUGGCCAGCCCCGCCGAGGCCAGCUGCCCCCAGGCCGGAGGCCCCGAGGUGGAGGGCGUCAAGGCCAGGCUCUCCCUGCUGGAGGCGCUGGUGUCCAGGCUGACCGGCGGAGGAAGGGAGGCCCGGCCCUCCGCGGCGGACUCGGGGGCCGAGCUCCGGGAGGCGCUGAACCAGGCGGUGGACGAGAGGAACCUGCUGCAGGGGGAGAAGGAGCGCCUGGAGAGGGAGCUGGGGGCGCUUCAGAGACGCCUGGAGGAGAUGCUGAGGGAGACGGAGAGGCUGAGGAGCAGACCGUGCCCCCCGCAGACCCCGGCCGUGCCGGACGGCGGUCUGAUGAGACCUGCUGCAGGAUCGAGCCCCGUGUCCCACCUGAUGGCGCGACCCAACGGGCAGGGCGACAGGAGCAGUUUAAGAGACUCGGCGUGGCAGCAGGGCUUCCAGGAACUCAAAGCCGAGGUGACCGAAGUUCCGGCUCCUGAAGAAUACACAGGUUGCGGCGCGCUGGUGUCCGUGUCCGAGCCCGUCGCGCACAGGAAGGCCGACGGCAUCGCGGGCAAGUACGGCGUCUGGAUGCAGGACCCCGAGGCCGUGGCCCCCUACGGGCCCGACAUGGUGUGGCGCAUCGACACCGUCGGCUCUGACAUCAGGCAGAUGUUUGGAUACGAAGACAUGGAGCAGCUCUCCAAGGGCUUCCCCAGCAAGGUGGUGCUGCUACCGGAGCCCGUGGAGGGCACGGGCGCCGUCCUGUACCGAGGCUCCCUGUACUACCAGCGGCGCCGCAGCCGCACCCUGAUCCGCUUCGACCUGGCGUCGGAGAGAGUGGCGGCGCGGCGCGACCUGCCGCACGCCGGCUUCCAUGGCCAGUUCCCGUAUUCGUGGGGCGGCUACACCGACAUCGACCUGGCGGUGGACGAGCGCGGCCUGUGGGCCGUCUACUCCACCAGCAAGGCCAAGGGCGCCGUGGUGCUGUCCCGGCUGGACCCGCACGACCUGCGGGUGACCAAGAGCUGGGAGACCAACAUCCGCAAGAACGCCGUGGCCAACGCCUUUGUCAUCUGCGGCCGCCUCUACACCGUUGCCAGCUACGCAGCGGCCAACACCACCGUCAACUACGUGUACGACACGGAGAGCGGCCGCGGUCGCGCCCUGGCUGUGCCCUUCCGGAACAAGUAUCGCUACAACAGCAUGAUUGACUACAACCCAACGCAAAAGAAGCUCUUUGCGUGGGACAACUUCCACAUGGUCUCGUACGACGUGCGGCUGGGGCGCCCGGUGCCCGCAGCCUGAAGGCCCCCCGGCCCCCCUAAGAGAAGUGACUUUGGCUCACCCGCUCCCGCUUCAAAGACUCAAGAGUUUUUUGUCAAGCCUGGCUAAAAGGCCACAGAAGCCCACUACAUUUUUUUUAAAAUAUAUGUUGUAAUUCAACUUUUACCUUUUAGCUUUGAAUUGUUGCGUUUUCAGUCAUAAGUGGUACGUGUUUAAUCGUGGGAUUUUUUUAAUUUUACAUUUACGUGAUUUAAAAAGGUGAAAUUUCCAAAUUAAAAGUUGAUUAAAGUUAAAGUAAGUAAAAAAACAAAAAAUACAAAUUAAGUAAAAGACAAAACAUUUCAGUUGUUUUACAGUUUUACUUAACGUUUUCAAUUUUUCAAUUUACAUGAUUUGACCAGGUUCUACUUCCUUCAAGUGGAAAACAUAAAAAUGUAAACAUUGAAAAAAAAAUUCUUUUAUGUUGUUACAUUUUGUUUUUAAUGUUUUUACUUGACUUUUUUACCCAAGUUUUGCAUUACUUUUACAUUUUUAAAUAAGGGGGGGGAAAAAAAUCAUAUACAUUUUUAAUAUUAAAGGGGAACUUGCAGUUUUAAAAUCGCUAGCAAGAUUUGAACGUAGCCUCACUUCACCAAUGCACGGCAAAUGAUUGACACCUUGUCCGUCACGCCUUCUUUCUCUGAUAGGCGGUUCUUUCUCAGGCGUGGUGGUUUCUUAAAAAAAAUAAAUGCAAUGGAAAAAUCGUUAAGUAAAAAUGUUUGUUUUAACUUAGUCACAUUUUUAAGUAAAAACAAAAAAAAAUACUUUUAAUAAUUUAUGUUUUACAUUUUUCACCUAUUUAAAAAUACAUUUAUACUUAAAAAAUACGUUUUUAUUCAGUUUUACAUUUACCUGUUUUGACCAGGCUCUACUUCCACCACGCAUAAAACGUUUGAAAAGAAUGAAAUAUAAACAUGACACAUUAAGUAAAAAUUCUUCAUUUUAAUAGGCAAUAUUUUACUUAAUUUGACAUUGUUUACUUAGUUUUUACUGACUGUAUCAUGUUUUUACACGUGUUAAUGUUCAUGUUUUUUGUCAUAUAUAUUUUUUUACAUGGCGUUUUAGAAUAAAAUGAAAGUUUAAAAUUUGAAUAAAGUACAACCUGAUUCAAUCAUGAAAUGAAAUAGAAAAAUAAAACUUAACAAAUUUAAGAAAAAAAAACUUUGCAAAUGUCAAGUUAAAAGGGUAAAAGUUCGUAUUAAGUUGUAACGCAUUAAAAAAAAUUAUUGUAGGCGUGGCAGGCAAAGCACGCCGGUAUGCACGAAGAGGAAUUAUUUUUGUACCUGAUGUUUGUGAUUUUUUUUUUGUGUCCAUACCGCUACUUGGUACUUUUUACUAACUUUGUACACGUGUGACAUUGAGUACUACGUAAAGUACUGGCAUUCCCAGUGUCCUCCAUUCGCUUCGCCGUCAUUAUCGUACCUUUUUUCCCCAGGAAACGGCUUUCUUCCGAUUGGCUACGAUGGCCUCUCGGUUUGAGGGCUUUAUGGCGCCACCUGCUGCUUUGGCGUGGACUUGACACGCAACUUCUCGCACAAAAUGAUUGAUUGACAUGUGUGCGAGUGUACAAAUACUAAUUGUACUAAUGUACAAUGUGUGAAUAGUUGACAUUAUUAUGAUAUUGCAUGAACACUGUAGUCAGCUAAUGUACAUUGUUCAUCUUGAAAUAAAACGUUGAAAAUGA
Molecule: messenger RNA, 3221 nt
Organism: Phyllopteryx taeniolatus (common seadragon)
Lineage: Eukaryota; Metazoa; Chordata; Actinopteri; Syngnathiformes; Syngnathidae
Gene: myoc
Product: myocilin
Exons: 5
Coding region: 113-1519 (468 amino acids)
Biological process (GO): signal transduction; osteoblast differentiation
Cellular component (GO): Golgi apparatus
Source: RefSeq, a predicted model, not a curated record